CAUUCAAACGCAGUCAGAAUCUAAGGUUAAGCUUCAUUUUAACAUUAGUUUGUGCAGCGUUUGUUCUUUUUUGUUCCAAACACCUAAAACAACUCAAAUUGUUACGUUUUAAACAUAUUCCAGCUUCAAAUAAGGAAAUUCUUCAUUAUUCAACAUGAAUAAACGCAAACCGGACACACCCAAGAGUCCAAACAAGAAAUUGAAGCAAGGCAGUGUUAAGAGGCCUGACUUGCCACCACUGGACACCAAAAAGGACAAAAUCAUCUUCCAACAAUUAGAGUUUGAUCAUUACAUUGGACAUGUCUAUCCAGGUAUGCCAGGUGCCCAGAGUGGUUCAGUACCAAUCAUGAGGAUGUUUGGCAUCACAGAAGAUCAACACAGUGUCUGCUGUCACAUUCAUGGAUUCACACCUUAUCUUUAUGUUAAUCUACCAGAUGAUUUCACAAAAGCUGAUUUAGAACCAUUCAAAAGCAAGUUGAAUGAUGCUUUGAUUGCUGACAACAGACAGAAAAAAGACUUGAUUGUUGAAGCUGUGCUCAUGGUUGACAUAGUACAAGGACAAUCUUUGAUGGAAUACAAAGGUGAUGACAUGUGCAACUUUGCAAAGAUCUCAGUUGCUUUACCAAGAUUAAUCCCGGCUGCUAAACGCCUGCUGGAGACUACUGUAGUGUAUCCCGCGGCAGGACAUCAUGUUUUCACCGCGUUUGAAUCGAAUGUUGAUAUUGAAAUGCGUUUUAUGAUUGAUACUAAAGUAUUGGGUUGUGCCUGGAUAGAAAUUCCAGCUGGUAAGUGGUUUAAACGUGGGCAUGGUAGUGUUUUCCCGGUGCAAUCAAGGUGUCAGUUGGAAAUUGAUGUUUCUUGGGAAGAUUUCAUUCCGCAUGCGCCUGAAGGUGACUGGGCAACGGUUGCGCCUUUCAAAAUGCUAAGUUAUGACAUUGAAUGUGCUGGAAGGAAAGGUGUUUUUCCUGAUCCUAUGAUUGAUGCUGUUAUCCAAAUUGCAAAUGUUGUGCAGUUGCAUGGACAUCCAGAACCAAUGUUGAGGAAUAUCUUCACUUUAAACACUUGCGCGCCCAUUGGCUAUGCAGAAGUCCAUUCUUUUCAAACAGAGAGUGAAAUGUUGGAAGCCUGGGCGGAAUUUAUCCGUCAGUGUGAUCCUGACAUCCUUUCAGGAUAUAAUAUCACUAAUUUUGAUGUGCCAUAUCUGCUUGAACGUGCUAAGAAGCUAAACUUGAAGAAUUUCCCGUUUCUUGGACGAAUUACAGCGAUUAAAUCCGAAUUAAAAGAGCAAGUGAAUCAAACUAAAGUCGGGCGUCGCCCUGUUAAACUCGCAAAUUUCGAAGGACGUGUUAUCUACGAUAUGCUCGUCGUUAUGAAGCGUGAUUUUAAAUUGCGUUCGUAUACCUUGAAUAAUGUGUCGAAUGAAAUUCUGGGCGAGUCUAAAGAAGAUGUGCAUCACAGUAUUAUCACAGAUUUACAAAAUGGCGACGAUCAGACACGUAGGCGUCUUGCUGUUUAUUGUAUAAAAGACGCAGAACUUCCUUUACGGUUGAUCAACAAAGUGAAGUCAUUUAUCAACGAUGUUGAAAUGUCCAGAGUCACGGGUGUUGCGUUGACUAACUUGUUGACAAAGGGUGAACAAGUGAAAGUCGUUGCGCAAUUGUUACGACAUGCAAGGGCUCAUAAUUAUUUCAUGCCGGUGCAUCAAGGAAUGGCAAGUUCAGAGCAGUAUGAGGGUGCUACAGUCAUUGAGCCCAUUCGGGGUUAUUAUAAAAUGCCGAUUGCGACUUUGGAUUUUAGUUCGCUGUAUCCCAGCAUCAUGAUUGCGCAUAAUUUAUGCUACACAACACUUUUAAAACCGUCAAAUAAAGAUAAACUUGGUUUGACGCCUGAUCAAAUCACGCAAACUCCAGCAAACUGUAUGUUUGUGAAGUCAUCAGUGCGCAGAGGUCUUCUACCGCACAUUUUGGAACAUCUACUUGCCGCCAGGAAGAAAACUAAAGCAGAACUUAAAGAAGCGACUGAUCCUGGCAUGCGUGCUGUGUUAGACGGUCGACAACUUGCGUAUAAAAUCUCCGCGAACUCUGUUUAUGGAUUCACAGGAGCGCAAGUUGGAAAACUGCCUUGUUUGGAAAUUUCAGGCAGUGUAACUGCAUAUGGUCGUACGAUGAUUGAACAAACACGUCAGGAAGUCGAACAGCGGUAUUGCAUCGCCAACGGAUACAAACACGACGCAAAGGUAAUAUACGGCGAUACAGACUCAGUAAUGGUCAAUUUCCAAGUGAGUACACUUGAAGAAAGCAUGGAAUUAGGCCGGGAGGCAGCCGAACUCAUCAGUCAGAAAUUCAUCAAACCUAUCAAACUAGAAUUCGAAAAAGUUUACUUUCCAUACCUGCUGAUUAAUAAGAAACGUUACGCAGGUUUAUAUUUUACAAAUACCGAAAAAUACGACAAGAUGGACUGCAAAGGUAUCGAAACAGUGCGUAGAGAUAACUGCACACUAGUUGUAAACGUCAUUAAUACUUGUCUACAAAAAUUACUGAUUGAAAAAGAUCCGGAUGGUGCAGUAGCGUUCACAAAGAAAACAAUCGCUGAUUUAUUACAAAACAAUAUCGAUAUCUCUCAGUUAAUCAUCACGAAAGAAUUGAGUAAAUCUGAUUAUGCCGCAAAGCAAGCACAUGUUGAACUUGCGCAUAAAAUAACAAAACGUGAUCCUGGCAAUGCUCCACAAUUAGGCGAUCGGAUUCCGUAUGUUAUCAUCGCUGCAGGAAAGAAUAGCAAAGCUUACGAAAAGGCAGAGAAUCCACUUUAUGUUUUAGAGAAUAACAUUCCCAUCGAUACGAAUUAUUAUCUGGAAAAUCAGCUCUCCAAACCUUUGAUUCGUAUCUUCCAGCCUAUUUUAGGUGAUAAUGCAGAGUCGAUUUUAUUAAAGGGUGAACACACUCGUAAAAAAACCGUGGUCACGUCGAAAAUCUCCGCAUUGGCUGCGUUUACAAAAAAACGCGAAGUUUGCCUCGGAUGUAAAUGUGUCUUACCCAAAGAACACGAAAAAGAAGCGCUGUGUGAGCAUUGCCAUGACAAAGAACCAAUGUUAUAUCAAAAGGAGCUGAGUCAUCAUCGUCAACUCGAGGAUAAAUUCGCUGUUCUUUAUACUGAGUGCCAAAGAUGUAUGGGGUCGCUACAUGAAGAGAUUCUAUGCACAAAUCAAGAUUGUGAUAUUUUUUAUAUCCGCAAAAAGGUCCAAAUGGAAUUGGAAGGUAGUAAGACGCGUGUUGAGAGAUUCGGUGCUUCCUGUUACGAAGAGGAGCUGUUUUAGGCACCGUGUGGUCGAAUACUUACAUUUAUUAAAAAUGUACAGUAUAAAAUUACAUCGCUUCAGUUAUGAUACCAUGAUUAUUUUAAUUUUAAUAGUAUUUAUGUUCUUCUUUUUAUUUACUGUGUAAUUGAUGUUGAACGCAACCGAAUUAAUGAAUAGAAGUAAAAAUGCAAACAAAACGAAA
This is a messenger RNA of Dalotia coriaria, 3497 nucleotides long. RefSeq names its product DNA polymerase delta (gene PolD1). The coding region runs from base 155 to 3313 and encodes 1052 amino acids. The record is from RefSeq and is a predicted model, not a curated record. Gene Ontology annotation, biological process: DNA-templated DNA replication; DNA replication proofreading; nucleotide-excision repair, DNA gap filling. Gene Ontology annotation, molecular function: 3'-5'-DNA exonuclease activity; DNA-directed DNA polymerase activity; DNA binding. Gene Ontology annotation, cellular component: delta DNA polymerase complex. The transcript is spliced from 6 exons. Lineage: Eukaryota; Metazoa; Arthropoda; Insecta; Coleoptera; Staphylinidae.